This is a messenger RNA of Carya illinoinensis, 1473 nucleotides long. RefSeq names its product ABC transporter I family member 6, chloroplastic-like. Lineage: Eukaryota; Viridiplantae; Streptophyta; Magnoliopsida; Fagales; Juglandaceae. The record is from RefSeq and is a predicted model, not a curated record. The coding region runs from base 1 to 915 and encodes 304 amino acids. Gene Ontology annotation, molecular function: ATP binding; ATP hydrolysis activity. The transcript has 9 exons.
AUGUAUGGUCAGGCCCACCACCCCAACUCGCUCCAAUUUACGCCUCCCAGUCUCGGCAACCCAUGUUGCCGUUCGAGCCACCAGCGGCCUCUCACUACCUUGAACACCUCCCUCCCCUCCGUUGUAUCUCCCAAAAAUUCCCCUAUCCAAGACGCGAAGAAGCUCCUACUCGAAGUCAAGGACCUGACGGCUGUGAUAGCAGAAUCCAAGCAACAAAUUCUCAAGGGCGUUAACCUCGCCAUCUAUGAAGGAGAGGUUCACGCAAUUAUGGGGAAGAAUGGUUCUGGGAAGAGCACAUUGGCAAAGGUUCUUGUUGGCCAUCGAGAUUAUGAAGUUACGGGGGGUACUGCAGUGUUCAAAGGGGAGUAUUUGCUGGACAUGGAACCAGAGGAACGGUCACUUGCUGGGCUCUUUAUGAGCUUCCAGUCUCCUAUUGCGAUUCCUGGUGUGAACAAUAUUGACUUUCCGAAUAUGGCUUAUAAUGCUCAGAGAAGAAAACUUGGUCAGCCAGAGCUCAGACCGAUUGAGUUCUAUGCUUACAUUUUUCCCAAGCUUGAACUCGUAAAGAUGAAGGCAGACUUUCUCAAUAGAAACGUUAAUGAAGGAUUCAGUGGCGGUGAAAGGAGGUGGAAUGAAAUUUUACAGCUUGCAGUUCCAGGUGCAGAUUUGGCCAUCUUGGAUGAAAUUGAUUCUGGACUGGAUGUUGAUGCACUUCGAAAUGUGGCGGAAGCAGUAAAUGGGCUUUUGACUCCAAAGAUCUCUCUAUUGAUGAUUACCCAUUAUGAACGUCUUUUGAAUUUUGUGAGGCCAACAUUUAUCCACGUCAUGGAGAAUGGGAAAAUUGUGAAGACGGUGGACAUUUCAAUUGCAAAACUUCUGGAGGACGAAGGUUACCAAGCAAUUUCUGCAUCAUAAGUGCAUGCAGUUAGAUUCUCUCGUGCGGUCAUUACAAGUAAAUCAACCAUAUUACAAUUCAAUUGUUUUUAGAUGGGCCUUAACAAGAUCUGUGUUGGAUAUUGUCAGAUUAUGCUCAGAUUUUACAGCAUCGUUGAGGGUUAGGAAGGUGAAUAAUUUAUCACAGGCUAUUUCAUCCGGAAUCAAGGCAACAUAUUGUUUAUAGAAUUGUGAGAUGCAACAGCCAGACCUCAUGAUGCUUAUGCGUAGACUAUAUCUGAGUUUUAGAUGUUGCGUUCUAGGCUCUCUUUUUUCCCCAAGGCCUUGCUGCAGAGUAAAGAAAUUGCAACAGCCAGACCUCAUGAUGCUUAUGUGUAGACUAUAUCUGAGUUUUAGAUGUUGCGUUCUUGCUGCAGGGUAAAGAAAUUUUGAUUGAUGAGCAUUUUAUUGGGGAUGGCUGAUAGCUGAAGUACUUUACUUUACAAGCCUGUUGCUUACCUAUAAAAACUAAGUCUACGUUUAGAUGUUGAGAUAAGUUGAAUUGAGUUAUGAAUAAUAAUAUUUUGUAGAUUCUAUUGA